GGGGCAUCAAGAACGCGCGCAACGUCCCCAAGAUCAUGAUGGAUCCUUUGAUCCUUGCCGUGGUCCUUGACAACAACGAUCACAUCCUUGAAGGGCCUUGCAAAGCCGGCAACAUGGACCUGAUCACCGGCGUCCACCUCACCAACAGCAGGUAUCCCCAGCUAAUAGUAUCAUCCUUCGUUACGACAACGGACUAAGUAUCUGUACGCCCUAUCGGUAUCUGCUACUAGCUAGCUAGAAACAGAGUAGAUCUAUCGUACAGCGUACUGGUACCAUCUACAAGUCUACAAGGAACAAAAGAUGGGUCGCGGUAUUGGGAAUCUCCGCGUGGAUAACGUCCCUAUCUUUCUAUCUCCUCUGAUCAAGGGAUACGGUAUCGUCGGGUCUGCCUGUAUGAGCGCUAUGAUUCAAACAAUACGGGCAACCUGUCAUUGGGAAUUUGUCAAUCCAAACCACUAUUCCAAAGCCUGCAUCCAUGUCACUUGGCAUGAAAACAUUCCAACGUACAUGAGCAGCUACACGAUCGAUUCGAGCUUGCCACAAAAGCACGUUUGGUUGCAACACCCGUCCGCGUACAUGGCACCAGUCCAUGCCUUGUUGCAUCGAUACGGUGUGGAGUACAUUUUGGGCUCUAGUGGACAUGGUGGGCAGGUUGCUUUGAACCGGCUCACCGAAACAAUGUUGGCACACGAAAUGGGAUCUUCUGCCUUUUUCCCGGAUGGCCCUUCUGGUCCCGCAAAAGUUGUCAAACCAGGUGUGGUACAAUUGGCACAAGCUACUGGAUUGCCCAUGAUACCGAUACGGUAUGAGUUUUCAAAUAGCUGGCGAACAGGUUGGGAUCAAAAGCAUUUUCCCAAGCCUGGGUCCACCAUUGUGGUGCAGGAGAUGGGGCCAAUGUUUGUAAAACCAGGCGAUGACAAUUUGAAGCAAGGUGUGGCUGAACUGCAAAGGCAGCUGGAGUGAUCGAAGUAUGUAUAUUGGUUACUGGGCCACCAACUGAAGGGACUGUGGAAUACACCACAAGCUUGGUGGAUACGAUGGGUUCUCAUCCCUCAUCCAUAUUCAUUUGCUCAGACACACGAAGGGUCAUUAGGACAACUGCUGUGGUAUGACAAAUAUGACAUCAAUUUAGCCAAAUGAUGCAACCUGGCUGCGCCUCAGAGAGGAAGAUUACGAAAUCGAUUCAGUCAAUCGGUAAGGCAAAUCAUGGAUGAAUGGUUGCUCGGAUACAAGCAGCACAAAACUGCAGGCAUUGCAUUUCUGCCCCUUUUGACGCACUAGAGUAUGCACCUAUGAAUUUUAUUACUUGCCUCUCCUUUGACAGUUGCCGCCAACAAGCAAGACAUUGGCACACAAGGUGCGUGAUUUCAACUGCGACCGCAUGAAGGCUUAGUGUGUAGCAGUUUGUUCGUUCCAUUCUACUAGUAGCUAGGUUACUACCAUGGCUAGCCAGUCGCCCAUCUAUCAUUGAAAUAAAAUCCCGUUGC
Seminavis robusta is the source of this 1487-nucleotide messenger RNA. The record is from the annotation of a GenBank genome assembly. NCBI's taxonomy places the organism in Eukaryota, Bacillariophyta, Bacillariophyceae, Naviculales, Naviculaceae.